Molecule: messenger RNA, 2142 nt
Organism: Dendroctonus ponderosae (mountain pine beetle)
Lineage: Eukaryota; Metazoa; Arthropoda; Insecta; Coleoptera; Curculionidae
Product: tachykinins
Exons: 7
Coding region: 243-1052 (269 amino acids)
Source: RefSeq, a predicted model, not a curated record
GCGUCGCUCUACCUGCGAAAAGCACACCUUGAGCCUCAAACGGACAGUCUUUCUUAAGACGUCAACGAUUUUUUUGGUGAAUUUACUUUGGGUACGAUUUUCCAACACAUUUUCUGUGGUUCAUUUUCGCGGACGCGAUAGAGUUGCAGUUUUCCCAGGCAACGAUUUUCCAACUUGACGAUUGGGCCAGCAACAGUUCAACAGAAGAAACCGGCUUUGCUGCCACCUAAAGACUUUGCAGCAUGAAGUCCAUACGACCGUUCACCACUUGGAUUUCCAUAUCUUUAUUACUUUCAACCUGCUGCUUGGCCGAUGAACAUCACAAGCGAGUUCCAUCUGGAUUUACAGGAGUUAGGGGCAAAAAGUCAAUACCUGAUGAGGCUUAUUCAGCUGAUUUGGACAAUAGUAACUCUAUAGAACAACAAACCGAAUAUACACCGUCAUCUGAUACGGAAGCUCCUGCUUCCUUCAACUAUAUUGUAGAGAAGCGAGCACCAUCAGGCUUUUUUGGAAUGAGAGGCAAAAAGCCAUGGAACUUUCUGCAGUCCAGUAAUUAUCCAGAAGAAUUGUACAAACGCGCCCCCAUGGGUUUUGUGGGCAUGAGAGGAAAGAAAGAUAGCUUGGAGGAUGAUGAAGUCACUUGGGAUGAGCCAGAAAAAAGGGCGCAAAUGGGAUUCUUUGGAAUGCGAGGCAAAAAGUUGUGGACAGAUUAUCAAGGAGAGAAAAGGGCACCAAUGGGAUUCGUCGGAAUGCGAGGUAAAAAAGAUUUUGAAAAUCCCAUCGGCUACUAUGAAGACAUCAAACGAGCCCCAUCCGGAUUCUUUGGCAUGCGGGGAAAGAAACAUCCUUCUGGAUUUUUCGGCAUGCGUGGAAAGAAAUAUCCGUAUGAAUUCAGGGGCAAAUUUGUAGGAGUCAGGGGCAAAAAGUCUUCGGAAAUGGCAAUUCCAAGCUACUACUACCAAGAUUCGACAACAGAUCGACUUAGUGAUCCCGAUUGGAAUCAACUUAUGUUAUUAUUGACUGGACGGAAUGAAUUCGAUAGAAGUCACUAAAAUGCUAUUGAGUUUCCAGACGUACCCCUAUUUAUUUGUUUUUUAGGUUUUGACCGUUCUUGGAAAAUUACUUGUUUCCCAUCGUCCUAGAAAACUACCUAUUCUAUUAACAAUAGUCGAUUAUUCUACUUGCGAGUGUGGUUGAAGAUUGCAUAACAAUUUACCUAUGUAUACUUACAAUAAAUACAUAUUUUUACCUCUAAUGUUAUUAUUCCAAAUAUCAGAUUUGUUUGCUACACCAAUUUAGAUAUUUCUAAAUAGGCUGGAUAAAUCGAGGCAUUUUCGAUAAUUGCAAUGUUUAAAUUUAUGAUUGUAAAACCUCGAUAUUAAAUAUGGAAAUAUCUAAAUUGCAGCUUGGCAGCGGUUCAGUCAAUUCAAUUGUCCAUCAUUUAUUAUGGUCCUCACUCUAACUGAAACCCCGUAUCAUCAACCAAAUGGCUCAGAAAACGUAUAUGUAUUUCUUUUAUGGAAAUUAUAUCAAUUUAUUCGAACAAAAAGUGUAUAAAAAUUCUUUCGGAUUUUAACGCUAAAUGACUCUUGACUUGACUUGAUCAAUAAAUGCGUAUUAUUUCAAUCUUCAACAUAUUGUGAUUCGAGAUUGUAUUAAAUAUAUAGCAAUUAUAUUACAUAUCACUGCAGUAUUUUCAAUUGAAUUGUCAAAUUGUGACUGUUCAGUUUACUUCAUUUGAUUUAAUCCGCUAAGCAAAAAAUGCAGUUCGUGAUUUUUGUUCUUCAAAAUCUUGAUGUAUUAACAAAAUGGUCAAUAAAGGUUUAUAAAUAAUUAUUUAACGUGUCCAUCAUUAUGUAUACGUUAGAUUUGGAAAUAAGUAUGCGGUAUGCUCGAAGAUGGCAGGCAAAUGUUAAGAUUAAAUAACUUGUCGGGACUUUUUUCGGCUGGAAAUUGUUUCCAGCAGUGAGCCCGAACAAAUUAUCAAAUAUGGGAUUGUAAUAUAGUUAAAUAAAAUAAGCUAAUUUCAGAUUUAGAAUAUAAAAUGUAGGUACUUAGUUCUAAGAUUUGACUAUAUUCUGUUAAAACCUAAUAGAAGAUAAAUAAAUUAUAAUAGUGUUUGAAGGAGCACUUUCAGUACGA